AUGCGCAUCCAGCAGCUUGUCCUUGGACCGGUAGCCUUUGCGAGCCUUGCCAUUGCGGCUCCUGCCCCUCUCGGCCUUGUUGUGCGCGACGGCGCGACUGUGGACGACUGCCCCGGUUACGAGGCGUCAAAUGUGAAGAAGACCGAUUCUUCACUCACCGCUGACCUUACUCUCGCUGGAGACGCGUGCAAUGUCUACACCGACGACGUCAAGGACUUAAAACUUCUCGUCGAGUUCCAGUCAAAGCACCGCCUGCAUGUCAAAAUCUUCGACGCGGACGAGCAAGUCUACCAAGUGCAAGAGGAGCUUGUGCCGCGUCCCGAGAAUGGCGAGACACCCUCCGGUGACGCUGACCUCGCAUUCGACCUGGUUGAGAAGCCCUUCUCUUUCAAGGUAACGCGCAAGGAGAACGACGAGGUACUGUUCGACACCUCUGGCGCGCAAUUGAUCUUCGAGGCGCAGUACGUCCGUCUGCGCACUAGCCUGCCCAAGGACCCGAACAUCUACGGUCUCGGUGAACAUAGCGAUCCCUUCCGCCUGCCCAACGUCAACUACCAUCGGACUAUGUGGAAUUCAGAGUCGCCGUUCCUUCCUACCAACGCAAAUCUCUACGGCUCGCACCCGGUCUACUUUGAUCACCGCGGCGAUAAGGGAACUCAUGGUGUCUUUUUGCUGAACGCCAAUGGUAUGAAAAUCGAUCUCAACCUGACUGAUUCUGGGGAUCAGUAUCUGCAGUACAAUACCAUCGGUGGUGUCCUCGACUUCUACUUCCUGGCUGGCAAGCAACCUGCAGAAGUGUCUAAGCAGUAUGCCGACACCGUUGGCUACUCUGCCAUGUUUCCGUACUGGACCUUCGGCUUCCACCAGUGCAAGUAUGGCUACUGGGACGUCAACAUGGUUGCAGAAGUCGUUGGCAACUACUCCACGGCAGGCAUUCCUUUGGAAGUCAUGUGGACGGACAUUGACUACAUGGACCUGCGCCAGGACUUCACAACCGACCCAGAGCGCUUCCCUCUCGGUAAGAUGCGCGAACUUGUUAGCACCCUUCAUUCCCGUGGCCAACGUUACGUCCUCAUUCUCGACCCCGGUGUUCACUUUAAGGAAGGCUAUGCUCCCUAUGAAAAGGGCCACGAAAUGGGCGUCUUCUACAAGGACGCCGAUGGAUCUGACAACUUUGGCGUCCAAUGGCCUGGCACUGUUGCAUGGCCUGACUGGCUCGCGCCCAACACAUCAGAGUGGUGGGCUGACCAAAUCGCGACGACAUUCAGCGCUGACGAGGGCAUCGAUCUGGAUGGUAUCUGGGUCGAUAUGAACGAAGCGUCGAACUUCUGCCAAAAUCAGGCCUGCAACCCUCUGGACGAUCAAGGCAACCCUCCCGCGCCUGGAAACGCCCCUCGCCCCAACACUGGCCGACCAAUCCCAGGCUUCCCAGCAGACUUUCAGCCAAGCGGAUCGAAGUUGAGGGCCCGUCAAGACAGUGAUGGCAAGCACAAAGGUCUUCCUGGUCGUGACUUGUUCGUGUCUAAGUAUGACCCCGUGAACCAUCGUGGCGGCCUCCCCGACUACACGCUUUGGACGAACAAUACCAAUGCCGACGGAACCAAAGUAUACGAUACGCACAACCUCUAUGGCCACGCAAUGUCGCAUGUUACCUACGACGCUAUGCUCGCUCGCCGUCCUGGUCUCCGACCCAUGGUCCUCACGCGCUCGACCUUCGCCGGUAACGGUCGCAAGUCUACGCACUGGUUCGGUGACAACGAGUCGAGCUGGGAACACUACCGCCUCUCCAUCCGUCAGAUGCUCGCCUGGGUGUCAAUGCACCAGAUGCCCAUGGUUGGCUCCGACGUCUGCGGCUUCAAUGGCAAUGCGGAUGAGCUUAUGUGCGCUCGCUGGGCACUGCUGGGCGCCUUCCAACCCUUUUAUCGCAACCACGCCGAGAUCUCCGCUAUCCACCAGGAGUUCUACCAGUGGCCGCUUACCAUCGAGGCCGGCAAGAAAGCUAUAGACACGCGGUACAAGCUGAUCGACUACGCUUAUACCGCGCUGUACUAUCAGACGACCGAGGGCACGCCAAUGAUCAACCCGCUAUUCUUCUUGUACCCUGAGGACGAAAACACGUUCGGUAUCCAGCACCAGUGGUUCUACGGCGAUGCGCUUCUCAUCUCGCCUGUGACCACCGACUAUUCCGACAGUGUCACGUUCUACCUGCCCGAAGACAUCUUCUACGACUACUGGACAGGCGAGCGCGAAGACGGCAAGGGCGCAAAUGUAACCCGCAACGGCGUCUCCUGGACCGACAUCCCCGUCCACAUCCGCGGCGGCACCAUCAUCCCGCAGCGCGCCAACAGCACCAACACCACCGCCGAGCUGCGCAAGCAGGACUUCGUGUUCCUCGUUGCCCCCGACGCAGACGGCAAGGCGAAGGGCCGUCUGUACAUCGACGAGGGUGAGAUGAUCGAGCAGACGGACGUCACUGAGCUUGACAUCACCUACGAUAACGGCGAAAUCACUGUCGGUGGCACCUGGGGGUAUAAGGGGCUGAAGGGUGAGAGCAUCACGCUCAAGAGCUUUAAGAUUCUGGGACAGAAUGGCAUUGCUAUGGGAUCGCUGGGGGAGAAUUCAAAACUCGAUGAGGAUUCUGGCGCGGUGACGGUGGAGGGGACGUGGAGUCUGGAUGGAGACUUUUCGACGCAUAUCUAG
Messenger RNA from Didymosphaeria variabile, 2700 nucleotides. RefSeq lists its product as uncharacterized. The coding region runs from base 1 to 2700 and encodes 899 amino acids. NCBI's taxonomy places the organism in Eukaryota, Fungi, Ascomycota, Dothideomycetes, Pleosporales, Didymosphaeriaceae. Gene Ontology annotation, biological process: carbohydrate metabolic process. The record is from RefSeq and is a predicted model, not a curated record. The transcript has 2 exons. Gene Ontology annotation, molecular function: hydrolase activity, hydrolyzing O-glycosyl compounds; carbohydrate binding.